GGAGCCGCCGGCACCAUAGAGAGGGGCGGCUAGAGGGGCCGGCCUGCCUGCCGCGCCGGGACUGUCUGGGCCGGAGGCGGGUGACGGCGCGGGGGAACGGUGGUGGCGUUGCCAUGGCGACCUGGAGGCUGCUGCUGCGCGCGGGGCCGCGGCUGCUGCGGGAGCGGCGGGGCCGGGUAUCACAUUGCUUGACCAGAAGAACAUUUUUUGGAUAUCCCCUAACUAAAGCAGGUUCUGGUCUGGUCCAACAAACUAAAGAAGUUUGUUUGAGGUUCUGCAGACCACGAAGUUCUACAACAGCUGCUGACGCAUCUGGAGAGGACAUCUUACUCAAAUGGGGCCUUUUCCUGGUCCCUCUGACCACGUUCUGUCUUGGCACGUGGCAGGUUCAGCGACGGAAGUGGAAACUAGAUUUGAUUGCACAACUGGCAUCAAGAAUUACAUCAGAGCCCAUCCCUCUGACAUUAGACCCCAUGGAAUUGAAGGAAUUGGAGUACAGGCCUGUAACGGUCCGAGGGCACUUUGACCACUCCAAGGAGCUCUAUAUUUUGCCACGGUCACUUGUGGACCCUGAGCGAGAAGCCAGAGAAGCCGGGCGGCUGACAUCCCACCCGGAAAAUGGAGCAAACGUCGUUACUCCUUUCUACUGCACAGAACUAGGGGUCACGAUCUUAGUCAACCGAGGAUUUGUGCCCAAAAAGAAACUGAAACCGGAGACCAGGCUGAAGGGACAGAUUGAAGGUGAAAUUGAUCUCACUGGGGUGGUGAGGUUAUCAGAAACCCGGAAACCUUUUGUGCCUGAAAAUAACAUUGAGAAAAACCGCUGGCACUACCGUGACCUGGGGGCUAUGGCAAAGGUGACCGGCGCUGAGCCCAUCUUUAUCGAUGCAGAUUUCAGAAGCACAGUCCCAGGGGGGCCCAUCGGAGGCCAGACGAGAGUGAGCCUGAGAAACGAGCACAUGCAGUACAUCGUCACCUGGUAUGGCUUAUGUGCUGCAACUUCAUUCUUGUGGUACAGAAAAUUUAUACAGAAGAUACCUCUGUGAGGGGAAGGGCUAAUCUCUUCUGUACUGCAGUCGAGCACUUCGCUGUCUUCUGUAAGUCUGAUGAGCCUGAGUAACUGAAGCACCCAGAGUUUCAGGUGUCAAGCUGCAAAUAGACUUUAAGCAACUGAUGCAGACUCUGAGCUCCUACUGGUGUGAUUUUGGCUGCAGCUUGGAAGCACUGAACUUCAAAGUUUUAAGCAGCUGUUGAGACUACUGCCUAAGUCAGCUUCACUAGAAAUCUCAAGGAUGCAUUUUUCUAUUGUGCUUGGUUUGUAAGCUACAAAAGUUUUAAUUUCUCCACUGCUGUAUUCUCCAAAAAAUGGCAAGGAAUUUUGUGAAUCAGAUUCUUUACACUGAGCAGUCAUUCCUGAAGUCAGGAGCAAUUCACAGCAGUUGCAUCAGAAUAAAGAGGGCCUGUAGGUGCUUGCCUUGUGACUUGCAUUGUGCAUCUUACAUCUUAAUAGUGACAGACUCAAAUUCAAGGUUACUGUGGAUACUCGAGUCUAGCCGGGCAGGGCAGCCCAUGGCUUUGCAAGAGCACGAUGAGGGCAGCAGCCACCUCAGCUGGAGCCUUACAAAGCUCAGCAGCCUCCCACAGUGCCACAAGACCAAGUCAGCAGUCAGGAAACAGAAGCACAAGUUCUAGAUUCUUCCCUCACAUCACUGACCAUUAGACCUCCUCCUCCGAGGUCCCCAGCUGGUCAGUCUGGCAAAAUGUUGUAACACCCU
This is a messenger RNA of Grus americana (Whooping crane), 1775 nucleotides long. Its product is annotated as surfeit locus protein 1. The record is from RefSeq and is a predicted model, not a curated record. Gene Ontology annotation, cellular component: membrane; mitochondrion. Lineage: Eukaryota; Metazoa; Chordata; Aves; Gruiformes; Gruidae. Gene Ontology annotation, biological process: mitochondrial respiratory chain complex IV assembly. The transcript is spliced from 9 exons. Bases 114 to 1046 code for a protein of 310 amino acids.